Messenger RNA from Argiope bruennichi, 8349 nucleotides. RefSeq names its product bridge-like lipid transfer protein family member 3B. The record is from RefSeq and is a predicted model, not a curated record. The transcript has 19 exons. Bases 197 to 4420 code for a protein of 1407 amino acids. Lineage: Eukaryota; Metazoa; Arthropoda; Arachnida; Araneae; Araneidae.
UGCGUAGGGUUUCUAUUUGUAAUUUCUGACGGAUGGUUUGCAAAUUAUGAUUACCGUAUUACAGGGAUAUUAACAUACUUUUCCUUGGCCGAAGAUUUGUAAUCAAUAAUCAUAAAUUAUGAUGGACGCUGUAGGAAGUUUGUGGAUUUUCGAAAUCUGGAUAAGGAAAUUCAAAUACUAGCCUAAAAAUUACCUGAUGGCUUCCAUUUUUAAGAAUCAAGUGCUCAAGCACUUGUCCAAGUUUGCCAAAAAUCUUUCUCCUGAUAAAUUGCAUUUAAGUACUUUGAAGGGUCAUGGAGAGCUGCGUAACCUUGAAUUAAAUGAAAAAGUUUUAACAGAACUCUUGGAACUCCCUGCUUGGUUAUGUCUCACUAAGGCUACAUGUAACUAUGUCACUUUACAGAUAUCUUGGACGAAACUAAAAUCUGUACCUAUUCAUCUGUCAUUGGAUGAAGUUGUCGUAGAAAUGAAAACAUGCGAAGAUCUUCGUCCUCCCACUCCAAUGACAAAUGAAGCCAGUUAUAAAUCUGGUGGCAAAUAUGGAUUUUCAGAUCGUGUUAUAGAUGGUAUGACAGUUGUUGUGAAUUCAGUCAUUAUAAAUUUCAGCUCUCCAGCAUUUCAAGCUUCUUUUCAGCUAUCUCGAGUUGUUCUUGAGAGUUACUGUCCAUUUUUCAAAAAGAAGGAUCUUCGGUUAUCUAGGAUUAAAGAGCCUGAUCGUGGUGAAGUAUUGCUUUUCAAGCGUCUAGAUUGGCAAGUGUUGCGUAUAGAAGCUAAAUCUAGUGAUGAUAAUGCAAAUGGAUUAUCUGGUCACAUUCCCCUGACUCCUCUUCGACUGAUUACAAAUCAGGGAUGUUGCAAAAUGACUAUAAAGAAAAAACUUAGUGAUUGCAGUGUCAUUGGAUCUCGACUCAUUUUUGUAUUGGAUGAUUUGUUGUGGGUCCUCACAGAUGCACAGCUAGUAGCUGCUCUUCAUUUUGUACAGUCAUUGAGUGGGUUAGUGCAGAAAGCUACUGAACUUGAACAAAAACGAAAAGCCAAGCAGAAACUUGAACAACAACCAGAUAAACAUGUCUACAGUCACUCGAAAUCUAGUACUCCUUUGAGCCCAGCAUUUUAUCGUCAUGAUGUUGUUGAAACUUCGUAUCAUGUUUUGUGUAGUAGAAUUGAUUUACAUUUAUGUGAUGAUAUGGAUCCAAAAGAUGGUCGAUCUCAACAUGCUAAUCUCAAAAAUGGAGGAGCAUUACAAGUAUCACUAGACAAAUUAAUAAUGGAUUAUUAUCCUUACCAUCGUGCAUUUUCAAGUCGAGAACAUUGGCUGCAUUACUCAGAACCAUCUUCUAGUCGUAGUACUUGGGUUCAGCAACUUUUAACAUUAUUUAAUGAAAAACUACAGAGUAAAGUGGAUGUAAAUGCCACUGGAGAGUCUGUUUAUACCAAAGAAAGCCCUAAACACAAUAUUUCUCCUUCAGCUGAAACCAAUGUUACUGACUCUCCAACUUCACCUGAUGAAAAGCCAUUAUUGACUAGAAAAGCCAGCACCAUUAGUAAUUCUUCUGGGACUCUGACUCCUGAUGUGUCUCGUAAAAGCAUCAGUGGAUUGAGUCGAAAAUCUUCUUUACAAUGGAAUUAUCGUUACCUAAUGUCCAGUUGUUUUGUUUUAAGGCUGGAGGAUAUUGUUGCUUAUAAAGUUUCAACAUCCACAUCAUCUCGUACUCGAGCUAUUGAAAGAUUUCUCAUUUAUAAUAAAAGUGCACAUAUGCCAUCAGAUAUAAAGACCAUACAUUUAGAGCAAACAUCUUAUUAUUUACCUGGUGAAAUUGAUUUUCCUGUUCCAUCUCCUAAUUUAUUUCUGCAUAUUGGUCCCUUGAAAUUGUAUUUGGAUACUCCAACCAUACUUUGGAUAAAUGCUUUUUAUCUAAAUUUACAAAAAUGUUUGAUGUCUUUAAAACUGGGUGCAACUGAAGCGCCAUCCUUUGUUAAUAUUAGAGUUGAAGCCCUUCUACCUCAAAUUGUAAUUCCAAGUGAUGCGAACUCACCUACUCAACCUGAUCGACCAAGGACUUUACAGCUUCAGUCUUCUCGUACCAUUGCUACAAACUGCCGCUUAGGAGAUCACACUACUCGCAGUGAUUUGAAUGAAUGUCUAGAAACUUUCAGCUCAGCCGAAAUGUUCUCAAAUACUUCCAAGUUUCCAUGGAAAAAAGAUAAGAAACCUUUGGCAAAUGCAUUUUUUGAUCACGUUAUUGGUAAAGAAUCUAAUAUUAAAGGUCAGUCAUCAAAAGGAAUUUUGACUGAAGCUACUGAAGUUUGGAGUAUAUAUUUAGAUCCAUUUUGGGCCGAAUUUACCGUAUGUGAGUCAGGGAGAACAAGAUUGCAACCAUUUAUUGAUCCUUUGCCAAUCACCCUAUGGUUUUAUAGCUCUCAAAAGCCUGAAGAUGUUUUACGAUUAUCAUUAAAUAAAAAAGAACCGGAUAACUUUAAAAUGUGCUUGCCAAAUCUUCAGCCUUAUGUGUGCCAAAAUCAUGUAACAAGUGAUGAAGUAGAUACACCUUACACAAAUGUUAGUAAUUUAAACAAUAAUGAAGAUGAAGACGAAGCAGAUGUAUAUUUAUUAAUACAUGUAAAUUCUUUGGUGAAUAUACAGUUGUCUCACUUUCAAUAUUUAUUUGUGUUACGGGCAGCUGAUAUUAUUACUGACAUGAUGGAAAAUUUAGAAAUUGAUACUAGCACUAUAAUAAAAAAUAAACCUGUAUUAUCAGUUUGUACCUCUGCCUGGAUUCCACAAAUUGAGUUAUCAUUAGUUUUAAGAAAUUUAAAUCAAAUGUCUGCUACUUCAGAUUCUGUUGAUUUAGCUUCUCUUCAAGAAGAUUGCUCUAGUACAAGUGAUAUUCAACCAAAUUUUGGGCAAAAAAUUCUGCAGUCUAAAAGCUCCCUCUCUGUCGGAGAGUGUGAUCCUCCUGCCAAGAAAUCAAACCAAGAUAAUUUGUGCUCUGGUAUACUAGAUGACUGCUGCAUAGAAAAUGGGCUGCCAAAAUCCUGUAGUGAUUCAUUGCUCAAUUGCCAUUCCUCUGGCUCAUCUCAGGGGGUGAACACACCAGUUCAAGAAGCUCAACCUUCAAUUGCCACUGAAUCAAUUCAGAGGGGUUUCCAGACAGGCACAUCUGCUAUGAAACGAGGUUUGUGCUCCCUUGUUGCAAGUAUUGACUCUGCUUUGACCAAAAGUGAUCAUUUUAGUUCCAUGGAUGGAGAUUCAUCAUUUCCUGAUGAUGAUGCAGUGUCUAUUAGAAGCGAUGUAUCAUCUGAUAUGGAUCAGUUUGUGUUGGUGAACCAGGAUGGUUCAUUGGAAGAUGAAUUUUUCCAGCAUGCACGGCCUGAAAUUGGUGUAGAUGUUGCCAGUAAGAUGAGGGAAAAUUCUAUCAUUAGUAAUUAUACUUUGAAUAGUGAGAAGAAAAAGGAAAUGGUGUCUAUAACUGUUUUUAAGUUUGGAAAAGUUGGUUUUGUGUCUCAUUCAAAAUUAAAUACUAGUAUGUUGCUUCAUUGUGGUCAAAUAGAAACAAAAGAGGAAUCUGCCAUAUCAUGGGAAAACUUCCAGAACAAUUUUUCUACCAGAGCUCGUAGUUGGAAAAAUGAAAAAAUGACAACAAGCCUCAGAGAAUGUGAGUUUAGCAUGCGACUAGAUAAAGACUACAUAUGUAGCAGUGAUGGUGGUAAACCACAACCUGGAGCUGGUUUCAUGAGCAUAUUAGCUAGCAACCUUUAUCUACAACUUCAGAUGAAUAGCCUUUCUGGCUUAGUUGAAUUCUUUGAAGAUGAAAUAGUAGCAAAACCAGUGCCAUCUAAAGUAAUAUUAGAUAAUUUACAGAUACAAUUGCAGGAGGAGCCACCUCCAUCUGGCCUAUUAUCUCCUAAUAGUGCACCUUUAAAUAUAAGUUUGCCUGGCUGUAUUAUAGAAAGAACUAUUGAUGGAACACUGAGUGUUCUACCACUACCACAUGGUUAUGUAGAAAAAAAUCUUGGUGAUCUUCUAAAUCAUACCUCUUCCUCAGAAAUUUAUUCCAAAUCCCAAAAUGUCCAGAACUCAGACUCUUAUAGCAAUGGUGAGUCACCCGGCAUGUCUAUCUGUGAUAAUUCUGAAGAUGAACAAUUAUCUGUAGCUAAAUUAAUUCAAGAUAAUAAAGAACUUAGAUCAAAAUUAAACCUUAUGAAGAAUCUAGAACAGGAAAAUCAGAUAUUAAGACAAGAAUUGAAUUUAUUGAGAAAUUCUGUUGAAGAUGAAAGGCUGAAACAACUACUCGAAUCACGCAGUGAAAUCCGGAGACUUGAACAUGAAAAAAGUACACUACAAGAAACUUUAAGACUACUACAGAAUGAAGUAAACCGCUUAGAAACAGAAAAACAACAGGUGAACAGAUAUCACUGAAAAAAUAAGACUUUUAAAUGCUUCAAUAAGUAGAUGUACAAGAACAUUUUUUUUUUUUUUUUUUUUUUGUGAACAUGCAGUUACAAUGUAUUGAAACCCUUGAAGUAAUAGGUGAUUAUGAGUAACAAUGACUCACAGAUGGAUGCACAUUUAACUACCAACAUCAUCACCAUUCUCUGUUUGCUGUUUUGAUGUGCUAUGUAAGUAUUUUUUCUGGUAUCCCUCACUAUAUUUUUUUACAGUUUAUUUGGAAGUUUUAUAAACUAUAUUUAAAUUUUAGUGUUGACUUUUUUUUUACUUAUGGAACACAACAAUAUUUUUGUAUGUUUUUUCAUAGAUUAGAAUUAAGAAUAAUUUUUUUUUAUUGCAUAAUUGUUUUUGUUGUUCAUUUUAUUUCUUGUAUGCCAUGAUAUCUUAUGAUGUGAAUAUUUUUCUUUGAUUAAUAACUUUAAUACAGUAUUGAAAAAGGAUGGAUACUCUGAAAACUAAUUUUAAUUUUUUUAUUAUUUAAAAUUUUUAUUUGUUAUGUAUUGCUAUUGUUUUAUUUCCAGUAUAAUCUGACAUAAAAAAAAUCUGCUGCAUUACAAAAAUUGUGAGAGGCAUUACUGUUUUGUUCACUUUUUAAAUUUUUUAAAGCAAAAUACGAAACAUUUACAUUUUUGAAUUGCAAAAUAUUUAUCCAUUCAUUUUCUCUUCUGUUUCCUUUUUGACAAUAAUAAAAUAUAGAUAUUUUUUAUGAAAAUUUAUUUUUAAAUUUGUAAAAUUUUUCAGGGAGAUACGAUAAUUGUGAGAAAUAAGAUUGCAUAUCUGUUUUUUAAAAAAGUAUUUGCAUAAAGUUCUUUUUAUAGAAGAAAAAUAAAAUUUAUAUGUGGAAACAUUUUUAUUAACAAUGCAACUCCAAAGGCAUACUGGGUAUAUUUAAGGUGUUUGUUAACAAAAUAUAAUAAUUUUUUCAUUUAAAAAUGAAUAAGAUUGGGGUUUUAGAUAAAUUAAAUUUAUUUAAUUUUGAUUAUGAAUAAAAUUUCUCAAAUAUUCCUUUUGAUAUUUUUGUAUAAUACCGAAUUUGAAAUAUGUUGUUAUUUUAUAGUUAUAUGUGAGUGAGUUGUUUAUAAUCAUAAUUAUAAUACAAGCCUACUCUUUUACUAUUUUAAAUUACAUGGAAAAUAUUUAUUAUAUAUUAUUUGAAUCUAAAUUCAGAGUAUGCUUUUUUAGUUUUUCUUAUUAAGAAUAAGAACUGUAAUAAUUUUUUACUUGAAAUUUUCUUCUACAAUUUUUUAUGGUACCAUUCCCAUUUAUAAAAAUGAUUAUAUUAUCUUUUGAAAGUUUAUGAACCACAUAGUUUGUGGAUACAUUAUGUAUUCCCUUUAUGUUUUUUUAAUUGCACCUGAACCUAUUUAUAUCCUAAAUCUAUGUGUAGCCUCUUAAAUAUAUUAUUGUGUUCAUUAAGUGCACAUUUAUUUAUUCUUUUAAAACAAAUCUUUUAAAAAGAUAGAUUUUGUGUAGUCAUGUAAUUUUCUCAACCUCCUUAGAUUGAAUAUCAAAUUUUAAAUCUGUGUCUUAUCAUAUUCUCUUACUGAAUAUAUUUUUUUCCACUAAAUAUUUAUUUAUUAUAUUGGAUGAAAUAAAUGUGACAUAAUUAUUUUGCAAAAAUAGGUUUUUAAAUGUUGGUAAAGUUCUGAAUUGAAGAUUGUCUUACUAAUUCAUUUGUGAAUGCCACACACACACACACACAUAAAAAAGUACUUAAAGAAUGAAACUUUUCUAUUUAUUCUGAAAAGGCAAUUUCUUCUCUUGAGAAUUUUGAAAGUUAUAUUUUAUGCAUUGUUAGAAUUUUUAAAGAUAUUUCUUUUCUUUAAUUUUAAAUUAAUUUUAUAUUAGUAAUUUUUUAUAAAGAAAAUAUAGUUUUGUUGCCAGAUUAAAUAUAAAUAUUUUUAAAUUGUUGGAAUAUUUUCUGCAUAGAUCAUGUUGCCUAGACUCAAAAUUAUUAUACUUUUUGAAUAUAAACUUACUUUUUCAAAAAAGUAAAUUAUGAAUUAUAAAAUAUUUAUUAGGAUGUUGUUGUAAAUAUAAUUAUAUGCACAGUUAAAAUUUUAAAUUAUUGUUAUUUCAGACACUUCAACAGAUUAUAGAAAUUACAUUCGAAGUUAAUAUCUAUUUUGAAUAUUAUUUUUACAAUGUUUGAAGUCAAUUUUAGCUUAUUGUUUUUUUUUAAAAAUUGACAUUAUCGACAUAUUUUCUUAUUUUUGCUAGGUGAAUGUACUAAAACUAAAACGUAUCAUUAUCUUACUUUUGUUGUUGAAAUCAACAACAACAACAAGGAAAAAAAACUGAUAAAUUAGAAGAGAAAUAAUGAUAAAAUUAUUCAAAGAUCUUUUUUACUAGUGAAAUUACUUUCAAAGAAGUAUGAGCACUGCUAUAUCUAACCAGUCACAUAAAUAAGCUUCAGAAGCUCAAAAGUUAAUGUACUGAAUAGGAUUUCAUUAAAAAAAUUUACUAGGAUUAGAAAUUCAGCACAUUUAGUAUUUAUAAAAUUUUAUUUAAUGAUAUAUACUUUAUUUGUAUUCCUAUGCAUCAGCAACUAUCAUGAAUAUGUAUGAUAAAUCAUUGUGAAUUUCUUUUAUGGAAUAGAAUUCUGUGAAACAAAUUUAAAAUAUUAAGUAAGAAAAAAAAUGCAGAAGCUAUUAGUAUUCACAACUUAAUAAUUUUGAAUUAAAGUGCCGCAGAGGAUGUCUCAUUUUUUAAUUUUAUUCAUCUACUCAACAUUUGAAUUUUGAACUUGAGAAGGUAGUUUUAUUGAUUUGCCAGAAGUGCAGUAAAAAUAAAUUUUACCUUUGUGAAUCUAAGAAAUAAAUAGUAUUCAAGCAAUUAAUAGACAGUGGAAGACAUAGACAUAUGGAGGACAUUUUUUCAAGCUAUCUUAAUUAGAAUUUGAAUUUUCCAUCAUUUAGUAAAAAUAGUUGAAAGCUACUUUGUGUUUAUCUCUCAAAAUAUUGAGUAUAUCUAGUAAUUUCAGCCUUUUAAAUGCCUUUCUCUCAAUGUUUUAAUUUCCUAGUGCUUCUUUUUGUUGUAAAUUUGAGGGAAGCUAACUAUUUAUCAUAGAAAAUCAUAACAAUAAAAAAUAAGGUUUGCAUUUAACAUAAAAUGUCUGUGAAUAUGAAAUAUUUCAAAAAAUCUCCCCUGUUGUUUUAAUACAAAUUUAUAGCACUGCAUAUAUAUAUGUUUUUUAGGUUAAUUUUACUUAUUUUCCAUUUGUUACAAAUUUAGAAAUCUUGCUAAAUUCUAAUAAGCCAGAUUUCUUAUUUAAAAAAGAUUUGUCAUAUUUUCAUCCCAAUUUCAUUGGUCUGUGCAUUAUGUAUCAUCAUCUGUUAAUUUUGAGCCCUCUCUAUAUUUUUAGAAAUUGUAUUUAAAUUUUAUUGACUUCUUUUACUGUAAUUAUAUAAAUAACUGUUGCUCUUGAUUUUGCUCUGUAUAAAAGUUUUUUUAUUUUAAAAAUCUAGUCAAUUGUAACUUAAGCAUUAUAUUUACUGAUUUAAUGAGCAUUGAGCUGAUUAGAAUAAUAAAUAAAUAAAUUUAUAUUAACAUCAGCUGCUUUUAACCAUAUAUGAGUGUAUACAUUUUUCAAUUUUGAUGUAAAAUCCUAUUUAUAAUGAAUGUAUCAUAAUUCCUUAUGUUGAUAACAGAGCUUUAUAUUUUUGUCUGGUGUAAAGAAAAUAUGGUGUUGUACAUUUGAUUUCCAAAGUAGCAUUUUUGCUUGUUAUGAUUUCUGUCUGCCAAAUAUGUUGUGAAAUAUGUUUAUUUAAAGGUGCUUUUGAUCUCAACAGUCAAAUUUGGAUAACUGUUGCUUAAUUGCACAUUGUUACAUGUUAUAAAAUGUGAUGUUACUACAGUUGAAGAUUUAAAAAUAAGGAAAAUUAAAUUAUCUACAUGUA